Priceomyces carsonii is the source of this 3810-nucleotide messenger RNA. RefSeq lists its product as uncharacterized. The transcript has a single exon. Gene Ontology annotation, biological process: transmembrane transport. Lineage: Eukaryota; Fungi; Ascomycota; Pichiomycetes; Serinales; Debaryomycetaceae. Gene Ontology annotation, cellular component: membrane. Gene Ontology annotation, molecular function: ATP hydrolysis activity; ATP binding; bilirubin transmembrane transporter activity. Bases 1 to 3810 code for a protein of 1269 amino acids. The record is from RefSeq and is a predicted model, not a curated record.
AUGGACACUUUGUCUCUUUUUGCUGAAUUUACUCAACCAUUCCUAUUGCAGCAACUUAUCAUGUUCUUUGAUGCCUACAAUUCCUCAUCGGAGGGCACUAAUCAUCCAAUAGCAGGCUACACGAUUGCAGUGGCUAUGUUUUUUGUAUCAGUUUUCAGAUUUCUUACCUCAAAUAGAUACUUUAUUGUGGGAUUCAGAGCUGAUAAUUCAGUUGAAGCCUCAUUGACUUCGAUGGUGUACGAAAAAGGUAUGAAACUCUCUCCAGAAGAGAGAAAAAAUAAAUCAACUGGAGAUAUAGUCAACAACUUAGCUGUUGAUGUGAAUUUGGUUUCUAUGUUUCCGUUUCAUUUUAAUGAUGUUUUUAGUUGUCCUAUCAGAUUAGUUUUAGCGUUGAUGGCCUUGUAUAAAAUAUUAGGAAAUGCAACAUUUGCUGGUGUCGCCACAACAAUCAUAUCGGUACCGUUGACGAUGACUGUAAGUUCAAAAAUUUUUGCUUUAUACAAUUUGAACAUGGAAUAUAAAGAUGCAAGAACUAGAUUAACAUCUGAUAUCUUGAACUCAAUAAAAAGUAUCAAGCUUUAUUCUUGGGAAGAACCCAUGCUUGAACGAUUAAGUGAAAUCAGAAACGGUAAAGAGUUAAUUACCAGUAAACAAAUUGGUAUAUUCAAUUCAUUUAUACUGUUCUUAUGGGCGUGUGUUCCUUAUUUGAUAUCUAGUGCCUGUCUCAUAGCCUAUAUUACUUUGGGAGGAAAUAUUCUAACCCCAUCGGUAGCCUUUCCGGCUUUGUCCUUAUUCGACGUAGUGGCCUUGCCUAUCCAGAUUUUACCAGAUGCUAUUACUUCUUUGUUUGAAACGAAAGUCUCUUUGGAUAGAUUAUCAGAAUUUUUUUUAAUGAAUGAACUUUCAACUGAUUAUGUUGAAAGAUCUAAUGUUUCGGUGAAACUGAAUGAUACUUCCGUUAUUGCUAAAAAUGCAACAUUUUUAUGGUCUCCCAAGAAGCAAGUUUUUGGGCAAGACGAGGAAUCUGAUAUACAAUCAGAAUCCAAUAAUGUUGCUUUAACAGACAUUGACUUCACUGCGAAAAAAGGAGAAUUAACGUGCAUCGUUGGUAGAGUAGGAAGUGGGAAAUCAACUCUUUUGAGGGCAUUAUUAGGAGAAGUUCCCUUAGUCAGAUCAGAGGAUACAAUAUUAAGAAUUAAUGGAUCAGUUGCAUAUUGCUCUCAGGCACCAUGGAUCUUAAAUGGAUCUGUUAAGGAAAACAUAUUGUUCGGUUAUAAAUAUGACAAAGAAUUCUACCAGCGAACAGUAGAAUCAUGCCAGUUAUCAAGUGAUUUUGACAUGCUUCCAGAUAGAGACCAAACUAUUGUUGGAGAAAAAGGAAUUUCUUUGAGUGGUGGCCAGAAAGCGAGAAUUGCUCUUGCUAGAGCAGUUUAUGCAAGAGCAGACGUGUAUCUUCUAGAUGAUGUCUUAUCUGCAGUUGAUGCUCAUGUCGGAAAGAAUAUCACUGCUCAAGUAUUAGGACCAAAAGGACUCUUAGCUAGCAAAACCAUAAUUUUGGCAACCAACUCAAUUAAUGUUUUGCAUAACGCUAAAGAAAUAGUCUUAUUGAAAGCUGGGACAAUAAUAGAGCGUGGCUCAUUUGAUGAGGUUAUGGCAAGGGAUUCCGAAUUGACAAAUUUGUUAACAGAAUUUUCAAGCGCUACAAAAAAUAUCAGUGAGCCGUCUAUUGAGCCGUCAAAUUCAGACGAAGAAUCAGAAAACAUAGAUCAAGAACCUAAACCAUAUCUCCCAACUGAAGAUGAAGAUUUGGCACUAAUUAGAGUUGCUACUCACCACACUUUAGGGGCAUCCAGUGUUGCUUCCUUGGGUCACGAAUACACAGAAGAAGAAUUAGGAGACGAUAGUAUUGUAAAAAGAACAGGUCUUACUGUUGAACAAGAGACUAAAGGUAAAGUUAAAUUGGGUGUCUAUCUUGAGUUUUUCAAAGCAUGUAACUAUCGUUAUGUGAUUUUCUUCUUGAUUUGUACUGCUGGUCAAAUAUCUGGUACAAUUUUGUGUAGCUACGCUAUUAAAAAUUGGUCAGAGAAAAACGCCAUAGCAGGAGAGAAUGUGAACCCUGUUUUUUACUUGACGCUAUACGUAUGUAUAUGUGUCAGCAGUUCAGCGCUUGUUUUAAUUGGCUCUGUUGUGGUAUGGAGUUUCUGUGUAAUUGGAAGCUCAACCUAUUUUCAUGAUAAAAUGGCAAGAAGUGUAAUAAGGUCCCCUAUGUCUUUUUUUGAUACUACUCCCAUUGGUAGAAUUUUGAAUAGGUUUUCCGAAGAUAUAAAUGUGAUUGAUCAACAGUUGAUAUGGGUGCUUAUGGCGUUUCUUGAAUAUUCUUUCCAAGCUAUCGGUUUGCUUGCGGUGAUAGCCUAUAAUCUCCCCAUAAUGCUCGUGGUCAUUUUCAUUCUUUUCUUUGUUUACAAUAAUGUCAGACUAGAAUUCAUACCAGCUUCGAGAGAAUUAAAGAGACUAAGCAGUGCUAGACGUAGUCCUAUAUUUUCUCAUCUACAGGAAUCCGUCAACGGUGUUGAAGUUAUUAGAGCAUUUGGACAAGAGGAAAGGUUCAUGUUCAAAAACACGUAUAAUAUUGAAAUGAGAAUUAAAGUUCUUCAUACAAACUUCUGUUGCGGAAGGUGGCUUUCUAUCAGGCUUCAGACAAUCUCCUCCAUUAUAGUCUUUUCAACUGCAUUAUUAAGUUUGGCUUCCUUAGGAACGAAGCGUGAAAUAGGCAGUGCCAUGUUAGGGUUUGUUAUGCUUCAGUCGCUUAGUAUUACAGGUAUGUUAGCUUAUAUAACCCGUUGUUGGGCAGACAUUGAAACAAAAUCAAUCUCUGUGGAAAGAAUCGUCGAAUAUUGCAACUUGAAGCCGGAAGCUAAGCUCGUUAUCGAGGAUUCACGUCCUAAAGAUUCUUGGCCAGAGGCAGGAGCCUUGGAGUUCAAAAAUUAUUCUACAAGAUAUAGAGAAAACUUAGACCCAGUAUUGAAGAACAUUUCAUUAGAAAUCAAAUCAAAAGAGAAAAUUGGAGUAGUUGGUCGUACUGGGGCUGGAAAAAGCUCCUUGACACUCGCCAUAUUUCGACUCAUUGAACCAAUUGAAGGUCAUAUUGAGAUUGAUCACGUCAAUACUAGUGUCUUGGGUCUUUUUGACUUGAGACGACAUUUAAACAUCAUUCCACAGGACUCACAUACAGUCGAAGGUACAAUACGAGAGAACCUAGAUCCCUUCAAGAAGCACACCGAUGAGCAAUUAUGGAGAGUUUUGGAGUUAGCCCAUCUCAAGGAUCAUAUUGAGCAGAUGAAAACAGAAAAGAAGACUACUAAGGAAGACGCAAAAGAGCCCCAGAAGUUGAAUGAAGAAAGCGAAGCCGAAGAUAAGUUUGAUACAGGAUUAAACGCAAAAGUUUUCGAUAACGGUUCUAACUUAUCGAGUGGCCAGAAACAGUUAUUAUCACUUGCUAGAGCUCUUCUCAACCCUUCAAAAGUUUUAAUUCUAGAUGAAGCUACUGCUGCUGUCGAUGUCCAAACGGAUAAGAUUGUACAAGCUGCAAUUAGGUCACAAUUUGAAGACAAGACUAUCCUUACGAUUGCUCAUCGUAUUGAUACCAUUAUGGAUAGCGACAGAAUACUUGUCUUGGAUAAAGGUACGGUGAAACAAUUUGACUCGCCUGUGAAUUUGUUAAAGGACGAGGACGGCAUCUUUUACUCUUUAUGCAAAGAAGGUGGGUACCUUGGUUUAUUUGAGCAAAAUAAAUCUGAACUCCCGAAGUGA